AUAGCUUCGUGUUUUGUAAGGACGACAUAUGAAAGUUGGCAAACAUGGAGAAACAGAGCAUCACACACAAGUCACACUUCUUCUUCCUCUUCUUCAAUGUCAUCUUCUUGGAUCCGUGGUACGUGCAUCAGAAGAGGUAGUUUCGGUACAGUUAGCACGGCGAUUAAUAAAACAGACGGUGAAGUUUUCGCCGUGAAGUCCGUGGAUCUCGCCACGUGUCUUCCCGCUCAGUUAGACUCUCUAGAGAACGAAAUCUCCGUUCGUUCACUCAAGCCUCACCCUCACAUAGUGCGGUUCCUCGGCGACGGAGUCUCGAAAGAAGGGAUGACGUCGUUUCGCAACCUCCACUUAGAGUAUCUCCCAGAAGGUGACGCGGCUAAAAACGGAAUCGACGAGACUCUCCUACGGCGUUACGCGGCGUGUCUCAUCUCCGCUCUCCGCCACGUCCACUCGCGAGGACUCGUUCACUGCGACGUCAAGGCAAGUAACGUACUCAUUGUAGGACCGCGAAAAUCCUGAUUGAAAAUUACUAAACAAAAAAGCAUAUAACCGAUAAUAUAAAGACUUACAACGUUUAGACGAAUUCACGGAGUCGAGAUUUGAUCUUUUUCCUUAACUCAAAAAUCGUCCGUAAUGUGUAACGGUUUUAUGCGAUUUUUGAAUCUUAGAAUACAACCGUGAUGAGACCGUUUUGCAACACCCGAAACAGAAUCUACGGACUAACUACUACGAUAUAUUCUCGAGACACUUACUUUAAAAAAUAAAAUCUAAAGAGUAUUUUUUCUAGUGACAGAAAGUGGUAGUUAGAGAGAUGAUUGUGUGAGUUGUGAGAUGUGUUGAGAUUAUGGAAAGAGCAUGGGUAUUUAUAAAAGAAUUUAGCUUGGUCACCAAGCAAGUUAAACUUGGUAACCAAGUUGGCUUGACUUGGCCACCAAGAUAGCUUGACUUGGUCACCACGAGAGCUUGUUUGCUAACUUGGUUGCCAAGUUUUUCUCUUAAGGCUUAAGUCUUUUACAUCAUGGGUCCAAAACCCAACAAAUGAAUCAAUUUGCUCAGCUCAUUUAGCUUGCAAAGUGAGUCCAAAAUCUCCAUAACUCUUCACAUAAAAUCAUAAUUUUGAUCAUCCAUUGGGCUUAUAAAUUUUUUCUAUUCACAGAUCAAAUUAUUACUCAGCCCAUGUUAAGCUUAUAAUAAUUGGUCCAACACUCAUCUCCGCGUUAUGUGCUGGACUGGUUUAACUCGGAUGAAGAAGAUGAGGAGGUAGAGAGAAGCGAGUGGAGUGCGGCGAUGACAAGGAUCUGUAAAAUAGCAACGACUAGAGGGGCAAAUUGGGAAACGGAUGGUUGGGUGGAUGUUAGAAGUCACCACCCUUCGGAAGAGGAAAGGGCAAAGAUACAAUACUCGGAACACAAUGCUUCAUUGAAUCCGUACGAUGACGUGGAUGAUGAUUCGGCGAGGAGUGACGUUGCUGUGUAUCCCAAUAGACCGCCAGGAAACGAGGACUCAGGCGGCGGAGGUGCCAUAUGAAGUAGUGAUGAUUUUACGUUUAUUAAUGGAAUGGAUGGUUUACUAGAUUUUUAAAGCGCGGAAUUUGUCGCUUUUAUAAGCAUUUUAUUUCAUAAUCAAUAAAUUUUAUGUUAUACCAUUAUUUAAGAAUAUUACAAUUACUUUUCUUUUGUAUGCAAAGAAAUAUAUGAUUUGUUUUGUGUAUUUGUGUAAAAUUUAUCUUAUCAAAUCAGCGUUUUACAUAAAAGAAAUGAUUUUUCCAUAAUAUUAACGAUUUUGUUUGUGUAAUACAGUAGAGGCUCUAUAAAUUAAUAAAAUCGUUAAAUUAAUAAAUUUCUUUGGUCUCGAGUUGAACCGUUUCAAAAUAUGAUACAAAUCAAUAAUAUAAUAAAAUGAUAAAUUAUUUAAAAAUCUAAUAUAAAUUUAUGGUCCUACUAAAAUCAUAAAUUAAUAAAACAUAUAUAUAUAUAUAUAUAUAUAUUAUAAGUAUA
This is a messenger RNA of Brassica rapa (field mustard), 1997 nucleotides long. RefSeq names its product protein kinase byr2. NCBI's taxonomy places the organism in Eukaryota, Viridiplantae, Streptophyta, Magnoliopsida, Brassicales, Brassicaceae. Gene Ontology annotation, molecular function: ATP binding; protein kinase activity. Gene Ontology annotation, biological process: signal transduction; protein phosphorylation. The record is from RefSeq and is a predicted model, not a curated record.